AUGCGACAUGAAUUUACCUCGCUGGGGUCAUUGCGUGCAAAGCACCUCCAUAUCCGCCCAAGCAGGCUCUCCCUUUUCCAAAGGAGAUGCGAUCGAUGGAAUAGCUCAAACAGCACGCCAGCACAAGAGCCCAUUAUAUUUUCCGGGAUUCAGCCAACUGGGGUGCCUCAUUUGGGAAAUUAUCUAGGAGCUUUACAUCAAUGGGUAAAGCUCCAGCAGGAUGCAGCCGAAGGAACCAAGUUAUUUUUCUCUAUUGUUGAUCUACAUGCAUUGACAGUACCGCAAGAUCCAGCUCGAUUGAAGAGAUGGCGGAAAGAGGCCUUUGCAACAUUGCUUGCUGUGGGCCUGGAUCCUAAACGCUCGACAAUAUUCUACCAGUCCGGUGUGCCGGCACAUACCGAGUUGAUGUGGAUUCUCAGUACAGUGGCUUCCAUGGGGUAUCUGUCGCGUAUGACACAGUGGAAGAGCAAGCUACAACUGCCCGACGAUGCCACACUGGAUGAUUCGACGGCACGGGCACAGCUGCGACUUGGUCUUUUCUCCUAUCCAGUACUACAAGCUGCUGAUAUCCUUGUGCACAGAGCUACCCAUGUCCCAGUUGGGGAAGACCAAAGACAGCACCUAGAAUUUUCCCGAUAUACCGCGAACAGCUUCAACCACCUCUACGGGCCAAUUUUCCCCAUCCCAGAGGCAUUGAUAUCUCCUGCCAAGCGAGUGAUGUCCCUCAAGGAACCCACUUCCAAGAUGUCCAAAUCGCACGCCGAUGAGAAAUCUCGGAUUAUCCUUACCGAUUCGCCGGCUGAAAUCCGUCAGAAAGUCAAGGUAGCCCUGACCGACUCGGAAGCAAACAUCACCUACGACCCGACGCGUCGGCCUGGGGUGUCUAAUCUUAUUGAGAUCCUCAGCCACCUGGAAGGUGUACCAUGUGAGGAGAUUGCGACUGACUUCCACAGCACCAGUCUCCGGUCACUCAAGGAACAUGUUGCAGACCGGAUCGCAUAUCAUUUGCAAGAAAUCCGAGAUCGGUAUAUUACGAUCAUGGAGGAUCAGACUGGUUACCUGGAGUCAGUGGCUGAGGAAGGCGCCGAAGCAGCGCGGGCCAACAGUCGGGUGACCAUGCAGCAAAUUCGGGAAACGAUGGGUCUAUAA
This is a messenger RNA of Penicillium verrucosum, 1149 nucleotides long. Its product is annotated as tryptophan--tRNA ligase MSW1. The transcript has 5 exons. Gene Ontology annotation, biological process: mitochondrial tryptophanyl-tRNA aminoacylation. Gene Ontology annotation, molecular function: tryptophan-tRNA ligase activity; ATP binding. Gene Ontology annotation, cellular component: mitochondrion; mitochondrial matrix. Bases 1 to 1149 code for a protein of 382 amino acids. Lineage: Eukaryota; Fungi; Ascomycota; Eurotiomycetes; Eurotiales; Aspergillaceae. The record is from RefSeq and is a predicted model, not a curated record.